AUGUAUCGAUUUUUUUGUAUUCUAUCCUUGGUUUUAGUAUUUAACUUUUGGACACUAAGUGCUGAACUUAUUAUCUAUACACCAGUUAUUUCUGGUUAUACUACAAAUAUUACAAAUAAUAGUAAUAUAACAUUAAAUACUACUAAUUUAACUAAUGGUUAUACAAUAACUCCUUCUAGUUUUAGAAACUUUACUUUGGAAGAAAGAACACCUAAGACAAAAAUUAGUGAAGGCUUUAUUGCAAAAACAACAAGUACUACUGUAAUUAAUGAUAGUGAUUCUAAGGAUCCAUGGUAUCUUAUUGAAGAAGCUAUGAAUAAUACAAAUUAUGUCUCACCAGAACCACCAUUUACAAAAGAUUCAGUUGGAGCAUGUGUUAACAAGAUUUCUGAUACUGCAAUUAUAUUUGGUGUAGGCCGAGAUGAAUUCCAGAAAAUAAUAGUAAAGUGCUCAAGAAAAUCCUUUGGAAAUUUUAAACUUACAAAGUCAUGUUUAUCCAAAGUUGAACUUUCUGGUCAUAAAUUAAGCGAAGGAUGUAUUAACUGUUGGUCUGCUACAGUCGCAUGUGGAAGAAGUAACUGUGCACAUCAUUGUUUUGCUAAUACAUGUGUAGCUAAAUGUCAGAAGUGUUCACUUAAUCACUGUUCAAAAGAUCUUAAUAAAUGUGCAGGGACCAAAUGGUUACCAUUUCCAUGUGGUCUAAAUCCACAUAAUCCCAUACCGGAUAACUUUAAAGCUAAAGAACCUCAUUAA
Messenger RNA from Cryptosporidium muris RN66, 753 nucleotides. RefSeq lists its product as uncharacterized. The transcript has a single exon. The record is from RefSeq and is a predicted model, not a curated record. Lineage: Eukaryota; Apicomplexa; Conoidasida; Eucoccidiorida; Cryptosporidiidae. The coding region runs from base 1 to 753 and encodes 250 amino acids.